GCGGAGAAGCCACAAACCCAGCGGCUAGUGGAGAGGAGCGGGCCAGGUGCCUGGGGCUGCCAGGCCGGGGGAGGGGGGCUCGGGCAGCGUCAGCUGGAGGGACCCUUGAGCCGGCGGCUGCCGCUGCUGCCUCCUGAGAAACCCGGGGCAGAGGGACAGGGCCCCCGCUCCUUACCCCCGUCACCUCCCCCAUCCCACCCUACCCCUGCCUCCCUUCCUUGCUCCCCCCCCCCCCGGCUUCCCACCACGGCCGCUCUCGGCGAGGAAACUCUGGCCUCCGCUUCCUCCUCCUCCGACUCGGACACCGGCGGAGCCUCCCCGCCACCGCGAAAGAAAGCGCGGGCCUCCCCGGCGGCGGCGGCGGCGGAGGGAGCAGGAGAGCCCGGGGCUUCUGCGGGCAGAGCAGGCCUCACCUCGUCCCCGUCCCCCUCGCUCUCCGCCGGGCUCGCCCCCCCAGCUGCCAACCCCCUCAGAGCCAGCGGGAGCGCCGGCAGCAGCAGCGCCAUGCAGGCCAACGGGGCAGGAGGGGGGCAGCAGCAGCAACAGCCGCCGUCGUCGUCGUCGCAGGGUCCUGAGCUGGGCUGCCUCAGUGCCCAAAACGGCGAGGCCUCGUCGGGCUCGACCGCCGGGGAGCAGCUGGCUCAUGCCAACGGGUUGCUGCCUUCAGCCAACAACGGGGGUGGAGGCGGCGGCGGGCCGAGCGUCAACAACGGGGUUUCGGCCCCUGGGGGGUCCGUGGCCGAGAUGGGGGGAGGCAGCGGCGGCGGGAUCGGCGGCAGUGCCCUGAAGAAAAAGAAGCGGCUCUCCCAGUCCGAUGAAGACGUGAUCCGGCUCAUCGGGCAGCACCUUCACGGGCUGGGCCUCAACCACACUGUUGAUCUUCUAAUGCAAGAAUCAGGAUGUCGUUUAGAGCAUCCUUCUGCUACCAAGUUUCGCAAUCAUGUCAUGGAAGGAGAGUGGGAUAAGGCUGAGAACGACCUGAAUGAACUCAAGCCUUUAGUGCACUCUCCACAUGCAAUUGUGAGGAUGAAGUUUUUGCUGCUGCAGCAAAAAUAUUUAGAAUAUCUGGAAGAUGGUAAGGUUCUGGAAGCACUUCAGGUUCUACGUUGUGAACUGACACCGCUGAAGUACAACACAGAGCGCAUUCAUAUACUCAGUGGAUAUCUGAUGUGCAGUCAUGCAGAAGACCUGCGGGCAAAAGCAGAAUGGGAAGGGAAAGGAACAACUUCCAGAUCUAAGCUUUUGGACAAACUCCAGACUUACCUACCACCAUCAGUGAUGCUCCCACCAAGGCGUCUGCAGAACCUGUUGCGUCAAGCUGUGGAGCUACAACGGGACCGGUGCCUCUAUCACAAUACCAAACUAGAUAACAAUCUAGAUUCUGUAUCGUUGCUUAUAGACCAUGUUUGUAGUAGGAAACAGUUCCCAUGUUACACACAACAGAUACUAACAGAACACUGUAAUGAAGUGUGGUUCUGUAAAUUCUCCAAUGAUGGCACUAAACUAGCAACAGGAUCAAAGGAUACAACUGUUAUUAUAUGGCAGGUUGAUCCAGAUACACACCAGCUAAAAUUACUCAAGACACUGGAAGGCCAUGCAUAUGGUGUUUCCUACAUUGCUUGGAGUCCAGAUGACAACUACCUAGUUGCCUGUGGCCCAGAUGACUGCUCUGAGCUUUGGCUCUGGAAUGUACAAACAGGAGAGCUGAGGACAAAGAUGAGCCAGUCUCACGAAGAUAGUUUAACAAGUGUGGCCUGGAAUCCAGAUGGGAAACGUUUUGUGACAGGAGGGCAGCGUGGACAGUUCUACCAGUGUGACUUAGACGGUAAUCUCCUGGACUCCUGGGAAGGAGUGAGAGUGCAAUGCCUGUGGUGCUUGAGUGAUGGGAAGACUGUAUUGGCGUCGGAUACACACCAGCGAAUUCGGGGUUAUAACUUCGAGGACCUUACAGACAGGAACAUAGUACAAGAAGAUCAUCCAAUUAUGUCUUUCACUAUUUCAAAAAAUGGCCGGUUAGCGUUGUUAAAUGUAGCAACUCAGGGAGUUCAUUUAUGGGAUUUGCAAGACAGAGUUUUAGUGAGAAAGUACCAAGGUGUUACACAAGGGUUUUACACGAUUCACUCAUGUUUUGGAGGCCAUAAUGAAGAUUUCAUCGCUAGUGGCAGUGAAGAUCACAAAGUAUAUAUUUGGCACAAGCGUAGUGAACUGCCAAUUGCGGAGCUGACAGGACACACGCGAACAGUCAACUGCGUGAGCUGGAACCCACAGAUUCCAUCCAUGAUGGCCAGCGCUUCUGAUGAUGGCACUGUUAGAAUAUGGGGACCAGCACCUUUUGUAGACAACCAGGAUAUUGAAGAGGAAUGCAGUAGCAUGGAUAGUUGAUGGUGAACUUGGAGCAGACGACUUCCGUUUAACUUAAAUUUAGUCGUAUUUUAAAUGGCUUGGGAUUUGGUGCAAACAAACAUGAUUGAUAGCUGGACAGACAUGCUCGUCAUGAAAAAAAAAAAGAACCAUUUCUGAAGCCCGACUGGGGCCAAACAUUGUACCACCUUGCUUCAUAGUAAACAGUUGAAAUGAAGCACGUCGUUAGAACGUUGUUGGACACCAUGUUGAAGUAACCCCCCAUCGGUUGUGAAGAACUGUGCUACAUUCAGGCUAACCAUUGAAGUCCGUAUAUACAUUUUUCCCUUCUGCCAUUUUGUCAGGCAGAUUACUGUUCUUGUUGCUCUUCUGUGUAAUGAAGUUUAAAUGCUUGUUUGGAAAACCUUUUUAUUUAACAGUUUAGAAGGCUUGAUAGAAAGAGUGCUUUAGUCUGAAGAGUACAUGUUGGAUAGGAAAGUAUUUCCUUCUCUUGUUUCUCUGAGUCUCUCUCCGCCUUAUUUAGCUUGAGAUCUUUGCAGCUUGGUUCAUGGAUUCUAGCCUUGCCCAUUGCGCAGUAUAUCUACACCCAGAUGUUAAACCAGUGAACGACAUGAAAAGCACUCUCAGUAUCACACUUGACAAAAGGUUUUGUACUUUUCACAUAGCUUGUUGUCCCAUAAAUGGGUUAACAGCACAAUUUUUUUUAAACAAAGUAAAUUAUUUAUAGCAUUAAAAUAACUUCAUUUGUAUACAUUUGGAACAUAAACCAGCUUAAAAGUGUCAUCUACAAGUAAAUGCAGUAUAACUGGUGCUCCCCUGGAGUGUUGUGUAAGACCAUUUGGCUGGCAGGAGUUUUACAGAUUAUAUGAAGUAUUAUUUUAAAAAAGAAACCUUGUUUACCACCAUAAAAAUUGAGAGUUUUCAUAAUCACCAACUAAAGAAGUACAAUGUAUUUUCUGAAGUUAAUAAAUGAAAAUUUCAAAUUGGCUUUAACUUGUGCAAUGAUUCUUAUUUAAAGUUCUAGAAUGAGGGCAGUACAUGUAACAUUAUCUUUAAAAAUUAGUGAGAUGAGCAUCUCUUUUUAAAAACUGAUGCAUACAUUGUACAAGCCUUCCAUAUUGUCCGCUGGCCAGGGCCUUUUUUGAGAUAGUGCCAUCCAUCACCUGGCACUAGGAAUGGCUCCUUGACUUUCUUUGUGCAAGAAAGAAAAAACCCUAGUUUGUGUAAAAGAAACCUAGUUUGCUGUCUGCUCUGUUGACUUCAGAAUAGAUUUGACUUCCCCCUUGGUUGAAGGAUUAAAAUGGCACUUAAGGUCACUCUCAAGUUUAAAACUAUAACAGGAAAGAAAGCAGCUCAUAAUGAAAAGAACUAUCAGUGUUCUUGUGAGACCAGAUAAAAUAGAGGUAUAUGGCUUUGGGAGAAGGAAGAUCCAGGAUUGGAAGGAAAUUUGUUUGUAUUUGUGCAUAUUUAUUUUAAAUGCACAGAUUCUGUGAUGAGGAAUAAAGAGUGGCCACUGCACUAGUGUGUAUCCCUUAACUCAGAUUUGCUUUCGUUUUCCUUCAGAGCCUUUUGAUUUGAUGACAAAUAUCUGAUUGACUCUUUAAACCAGAACAAGUGAUAUUCUAUUAAUUUAAUACAGGCAAUUCAGUUGUUUUAUCUUCAAGACUUUUUGAACAAACAAAAAUCACGAUUUUAAUAACCCAGUUCCUAAAACUGCAUGUGAAGACUAGGUUUACUGAAAAAUCUUUAAACAAAAGAAUGCCUUCCUCUUGGGUCCUAGAAUGGCUUUGGGAGCAGCAAAUAAUUGUAUGUCUAUUUGUGAGCUCCCUUAAGCCAUUUCAACUUAUUUUAUGAAAAUUUCUUUGUCUGUUCACAUGUAACCUCUUAAUUUGACAUUAAGAUUUUUUAUUAUUGGCUUUUAUAGUCUACUUUUCAGCCUGUAUGAAAAUAUUUGCAGAUAUUCCCAUUCUGUAUGCUAAGACUUUAUACCUGUGUUUUUGACAUAGUGCUAGAACUGCUUGCUAACACACAUAUCUUGAGGAGUUUAGAGAGCAAGUCAGGGACAAAAUCUAAUAUGCAUAAAUAAUCAGUUUAAUUUGCAUUCUCUGAUUUCUGUGGGCAUUUUAGUCUGAGGCUUGUAGUUACAGUUGUCUACGUAGGCCCUCUACAAACUUUUGAGCCUCUUGCUUUCUUAUCUUCAAAAUGCUUUAUACCAGAUGGAACUAAUUUGAGAGCACCAGAAUGAACUCAUGCUUUCCUCCCAUAUUAAGGAACUCGUGAAUUUAAAAGGAAUCAAAAGCACUUCAUAAUAAAUGAGAAGCAUGGGUUUCAAGAGAUCCGCUUAUAAUAAAAUUAGUUUUAUAAUAUAAGCUAUGCAACUUUAAAUGCAAGAGCUUCAGAUGGGGUAGGAUAAUUGAGCUGCCAGAUGGACACUCAUCACUGGCGUAAGAAAACACACUGAAUCAAAUGAAACCAAGUCAACACUUUCUUGCUGUAAUAAUAACUGAUCUGUUUGAGACAUAGAUGAGCAGCCUAAUUCUUACAGAUUUAUUUCUAAUGUGUGAAUUGAUAAAAAGCGCCACUACCAUAUUUUAAAAAAAAACCAAAGCUAGACAGUAGUGGAAGUUGUAGACGAGAAGAUGAGGAAUAGGUAUAUCUGCAACAUUCACUUUCAUAUAUUAUUAAAAAGGCUGCUGUACGCAGUAAAGGCUGGAGCAAUCACUAAUAGCUGGCCAUAUUGUACCCUGGACAGAAAAGGUGUUAUAUGUGAAGGAGAUAAACAUAGUUCACAUUUUGCCUUAGGUUUUUGCACCCUUGUACUCCAAAGUAUGCACACUGGCUAUAAAUCACUACAAUACCUUUACCACAGUGCUUCAGGGCUGAUCAGGUAAGUUUAUUUAAAAAGGAGCACAAAAGAGGAAAUGGGAUUUAAUUUUUAUGCUGCCCUUAAAAAUAAGUCUUGUAAAUGUGUGACUUAGUUCCUUUGCCAUUUUUUAAUUUAUUAAGUUUCCUCAUUAAAGUUUAGUUUGAAACAGAAUGCAAAAGACAAAUUUUAAUGUGAAGUCACAUAAUAGUACCCAAGUUUUGCCAACAAACAUGGUCUGGCUUCCAAGCAGGUAUUGUUGAAUGUAAUUAAUCUGAUAGUAGAUUUUGAGUGCCAUCUUAAAUAAAAUCUCCCACCCCAAACAAUAAAGAAGGCUUUAAGUUGAAAUGUUUUCUCAUAAACCAGUUAUAUGCUGGCAAUACAUAUGUAUAUGGGGAAGGGGAGUUGUAAAGAUUAUUAUUUUUUUUUUGUUAACAGCAGAAGAAUGUCUAGUUUGUAAUUUUGGGGUAGAAAGGGAAAAUGAAACCAUUUCUAGUAAGACUUGAUGCCCUUUGUCAAUACCCCAAAGCACACAAGUUGCCUCAAUUUGAUACAUUUCAAGCAAGCAGUUUAAACAAGUAAAAAUCCUGUAUAUGAUCAAAAUGUAUAUUACAUUGGCUCGAGUCCAUUUUCAGCUGCCAUAGAACAAAUUGCUUAUUUGACAAUUAGUAGAAUUUUGGAAACACUUUGACACUUUUUGAACAGGGUGGACUUAAUUAAUUUGUGCAGUGUUGUCUGCAGUAGCUGCUCUAGUUGCUGGAACACAAAGUAGAAACCCAUUUCCUGCUUGCUGAACCAGAUUAUCUGGAUCCAGCAAAAUUGUGUGUGUGUGUGUGUGUGUACGGUAUGAACGUGUGUGCGUGAAACACAACGUCAUGGAACCAAUUGUUUUAGGUACAUGUCAUGUUUUACUGCAUACUUUAAGUCAUGUAUGUAUGUGAAGUGUCCUGACUUUAAGAUUUUGGUUAAUACCAAUAUAUUUUUAUAAAUUUGAAAUUUAGUGUGCCCCAUCUUUUAAGUGUUUCAUUGUUAGGAUAAAUGUACUAGAUUUAAUUCUUAACACUUCUUGGCACAGAUGGAAAAAGUUUAUUGGCUCCUUGAAAAUGUAUGAGGAAGAAACAAGCUGUAGAGAUCAAGAAAAGAACUUUUGUUGUUCUCAAAUUUCUAAAUUGUCAAGAUUUAUAUGGAGUUGUGGUGGAACUAGUUAACACUUAGAGCUUUUGGUAUGUAAUGACUAUUUGCUAUGGACUGAUAUUAAAUGUUUCAAAGGAUUGCAUUCUUAAACUUUCUGGAUUUUUGUUACUCUCCUCUUGGAUUAUAUUAAGUAGUUUAAAUAUUUCUUUACUAUAUAACAUUAAAACAUAAGAAAUUUGGGUCUCCAUAUUUAUUUUCACUUGUUUAACUAAUUAUUUACAAAACACCUUAACUUUUUUAUUUUAUAAAUAUGUAGUAUAUUAAACAUAUCUUUAAAAUGUUCAGUUCCAACAAAAUUCCUGAUUUUUGCUUUUAUUGGGGGGUUUUUAAAAAAAUUACACUUUUCCAUGUUGGUGCAUAGCACUUAACAAAUAUUUGUAUUCCCUUUCUUUCCAAUUCAAUAAACAGAAUGAAUAACUGGA
This is a messenger RNA of Heteronotia binoei (common prickly gecko), 6840 nucleotides long. It is a transcript of the gene WDR26, whose product is annotated as WD repeat domain 26. Gene Ontology annotation, molecular function: protein binding. The transcript has 14 exons. Gene Ontology annotation, cellular component: GID complex. NCBI's taxonomy places the organism in Eukaryota, Metazoa, Chordata, Lepidosauria, Squamata, Gekkonidae. Gene Ontology annotation, biological process: proteasome-mediated ubiquitin-dependent protein catabolic process. The record is from RefSeq and is a predicted model, not a curated record. Bases 505 to 2382 code for a protein of 625 amino acids.